Hypomesus transpacificus is the source of this 2769-nucleotide messenger RNA. RefSeq names its product TNNI3 interacting kinase (gene tnni3k). NCBI's taxonomy places the organism in Eukaryota, Metazoa, Chordata, Actinopteri, Osmeriformes, Osmeridae. Gene Ontology annotation, molecular function: aspartic-type endopeptidase activity; RNA polymerase II-specific DNA-binding transcription factor binding; ATP binding. Gene Ontology annotation, cellular component: nucleus. The record is from RefSeq and is a predicted model, not a curated record. Gene Ontology annotation, biological process: proteolysis; protein phosphorylation; regulation of transcription by RNA polymerase II. The coding region runs from base 76 to 2580 and encodes 834 amino acids. The transcript has 25 exons.
UGUGACGGAGACAGGGGUAGUGUUACUGCUUUUCCACUCUUGUUCACCAAAUAUAGAACAUUAGAAAAGAGUUCAAUGGGAAAUUAUAAAUCACGGCCGACUCAGACGUGUACAGAUGAGUGGAAGAAGAAGGUGAGUGAGUCCUACUCUGUGAUCAUUGAGAGGCUGGAGGAUGACCUACAUAUCAAAGAAACGGAACUCUCAGAGCUCAAACACGUGUUCAACUCUGAUGAGGCUUUCCAGAAGGUGAAUUUGAAUUACCGUACAGAGACUGGGCUGUCCCUUCUACAUCUCUGCUGUGUAUGUGGUGGAAACAAAGCUCAUAUCAGGACCCUCAUGCUGAAGGGCCUACGUCCAUCUAGACUCUCGAGGAAUGGAUUCACUGCCCUACACUUUGCUUCCUAUAAGGACAAUGCAGACGUAGUUACUGCCUUACUCCAUGGAGGGGCAGACAUCCAGCAGGUCGGCUAUGGAGCCCUCACUGCCCUGCACAUAGCUACUGUAGCUGGGCACCAUGAGGCUGUGGAUAUUCUUCUCCAGCAUGGAGCCUAUGUCAAUGUUCAGGAUGCAGUGUUUUUUACACCCCUGCACAUAGCAGCUUACUAUGGCCAUGAGCAGGUGGCAAAAUUGUUGCUGAAGUUUGGAGCAGAUGUGAACGUGAGUGGGGAAGUUGGAGACAGGCCGCUUCACCUGGCCGCAGCCAAGGGCUUCCUUGGCAUCAUCAAACUGCUCUUGGGGGAGGGAAGUAAGACUGAUGUGAAUGCCCAGGAUAAUGAGGACCAUGUCCCUCUGCACUUCUGUGCACGUUUUGGCCACCAGGAGGUGGUGCACUUCCUUCUGCAGAGCAACCUAGAGCUGCAGCCACACUCAGUCAACAUCUAUGGAGACACACCGCUCCAUCUAGCCUGCUACAAUGGCAAGUCUGAGGUGGUGAAGGAGAUUGUUCAGCUGUCCGGUAUGGAGAGUCUGUCCAAAGAGAACAUCUUCAGUGAGACUGCCUUUCACAGCGCCUGCACCUAUGGUAAAAGCCUGGAGAUGGUCAAGUUCCUGCUCAGCCAGAAUGCCUUGAGUAUUAACCACCAAGGCAGAGACGGACACACAGGCCUGCACAGCGCUUGUUUCCAUGGCCACAUUCGCCUAGUGCAAUUCCUGUUGGACAGCGGGGCAGACAUGAACCUGGUGGCCUGCGACCCCAGCAGGUCCAGCGGGGAGAAGGACGAACAGACCUGCCUCAUGUGGGCCUACGAGAAAGGUCAUGAUGCCAUAGUGACUCUGCUCAAACAUUACACACGCCCCCAAGAUGACUCUCCCUGCAAUGAGUAUUCUCAGCCAGGAGGGGAUGGCUCCUACGUGUCAGUCCCAUCUCCCCUGGGCAAGAUCAAGAGCAUGACCAAAGAGAAGGCAGAUGUUCUUCUCCUCAGGGCCAGCCUCCCAUCCAACUUCCACCUGCAACUCUCAGAGCUGGAGUUCAAUGAGAUCAUUGGCUCAGGGUCAUUUGGAAAGGUCUACAGAGGCAAGUGCAAGAGUAAGGUAGUUGCCAUCAAAAGGUAUCGAGCCAAUACUUACUGCUCCAAGUCAGAUGUGGACAUGUUCUGUCGAGAGGUCUCAAUCCUCUGCCGACUCAACCACCCCUGUGUGAUUCAGUUUAUGGGGGCGUGUCUUGAUGACCCCAGCAAAUUUGCCAUUGUCACCCAAUAUGUGUCGGGGGGUUCCCUUUUCUCCCUGCUACAUGAGCAGAAGAGGAUCAUCGAUCUGCAGUCUAAGCUCAUCAUUGCCAUUGACGUGGCCAAGGGCAUGGAGUACCUGCACAACCUUGUCCAGCCUAUCAUACACAGGGACCUCAACAGCCACAACAUUUUGCUUUAUGAGGAUGGACAUGCUGUGGUGGCUGAUUUUGGAGAAUCCCGAUUCUUGCUGUCUGUAGAUGAAGACAACAUGACCAAGCAGCCGGGGAACCUUCGUUGGAUGGCUCCAGAGGUGUUCACCCAGUGCACCCGCUAUACCGUCAAGGCCGACAUGUUCAGCUACGCAUUGUGUCUGUGGGAGCUUCUCACAGGAGAGAUCCCCUUUGCUCAUCUCAAACCUGCUGCCGCAGCAGCAGACAUGGCCUACCAUCACAUCAGGCCUCCUAUUGGCUACUCCAUCCCCAAACCCAUCUCCGGUCUACUGAUGAGAGGCUGGAAUGUAUGCCCAGAGGAUAGGCCUGAAUUCUCUGAAGUGGUCACCAACCUAGAAGAAUGCCUGUGUAAUGUUGAGCUCAUGUCCCCAGCCUCCAGCAACAGCAGUGGCUCCCUGUCUCCCUCCUCCUCCACGGACUGCCUGGCAAGGGGUGGGCCAGGCCGAAGUCAAGUGGCGGCGCUGCGCUCACGUUUUGAGCUAGAGUAUGCUCUCAAUGCCCGUGCCUAUGCUGUCUGGACACAGAGUGAGGAACGACAUUCUUCACAAGGAUCAUCAUUGGAGGAACUACGGAAGAAUAUGCAGUUUCCCCCGAUUGACCGAAAUGGAUAUGUGUCUGAUCCCAUGAGCACUAUGCGCUUCCACUCAUGCAGCAGCAAUGGCAGCUUUGAAGAUAACAACUAAUAGUGAUAGGAGUUCCACUAGAGCAACAACUUGUACUUAGUAAUACCUAUAUAUACUACACAAUAUAUAUAUAUAGCCACACUGAUUUUAGUGUUUAUUCCUUCACCAGACAGCUCUCUACAAAUGAACUGUUUCAAUGUAUGUUCCUUCUGUCUUUUUCUUUUGUAAAUAAUGUUUUAAAUAGUGCUG